Molecule: messenger RNA, 539 nt
Organism: Racocetra persica
Lineage: Eukaryota; Fungi; Glomeromycota; Glomeromycetes; Diversisporales; Gigasporaceae
Source: the annotation of a GenBank genome assembly
AUUCAUUCUUAAAAAUUACCGAAUACGAAACUUCAUUCUUUGCUUUGGGUCUAGAUUCUUUAUCUGCAACUAAAUUACGUUCUAUUCUUCGAAAGCAAUUUUCAUUUAUCGACCUUCCUUAUGACGUGAUUUUUGAACAUAAUACUGUUCAAAGUCUUACACAUUAUUUGAUGAAAGAAUUAUCAAAAAGCAACGUUUCACAAAAUCAAUAUGCCAAAGAUGGUCAUGAAGAAAAACUUCUGGUUCUUAAAGACGAAGUGAACUCAUACAUUAAAAAGUAUAAUCAAAUCAAUAACUUUCCUUCUAUAGGAUACGUUAGUAGAACUUCAAGUGAUGAUGGAAAAAAUGGUGAAACGGUCCUUAUAACAGGAGUUACUGGAUCUCUUGGCUCUUUCAUCCUUCGAGAUUUGUUAAAUAAUCCUAAAGUACUUAAAAUUUAUUGUUUAAUAAGAGCUUCAGAUGAAAAUAAUGGAUGGUUUAGAUUAAAAAAUUCAUUUGAGCAACGUUAUUUAGAUACUUCGUUAUUAUCUAAAGAACGA